AUGCUCCACGAAAUCCUCCUCUCGCUCUCCGGACAUCCAUCCGCACUUUUCGAACCCCAGCAAGGUUCCACGCACGUGACUUCCACCGCGAACCGCUUGCUGUCACCCCCGGAAGCGGAGCUGCUGGCCACAAUUGGCCAUCUGUCUCGAUUGCACCGGAAGACACGCGACCAUGUUACGAGAGUUGCAAAUUCUCACCCAUCCACUGUGUGUCGAGCAGCAGCUACUGCCAUAACCUCGUAUCAUCUGGACAACUUCCAACGCAAGAUUCUCGAUGUCGAGAGCCAAAUACUGAAGCAAGAUGCGUCACUUGUUGGAGCAUACAAUAUUGUGCCGCUGGCCGGCAUCGUUGGCGAAUUUUCCGGAUGGGUCAGGCUGAUGGAAUGGCUAUGGGACAUCAGCAACUUCAUGCUGCCUCUGGAACCACCGCCGAAAAGUGAGAAGAUCAGCCGAAAAACAGCCUCAGGUUCCGAGCUCAUUGACAAGCUGCGAACAGAAGCUCAAACAGGAUACCCGGAUAUCGAGGAGGCGGCCCAUUACUUGAGCAAAGUUGCAGAGACAGCAUGGCUACGGCAAUUAUCGACAUGGCUCCUGUAUGGCCGCUUGCCGUCUUUUGGUGCCUCCGACUUUUUCAUUGCUCAGGAGGAUGAAGACUCAACCGAAGUCUCCCUCGUAGCCCGGAACAGACUGUUACCCAAGUUUGUUACACGACAGACCGCUCUAUCUAUUAUGUUUGUGGGGAAGUCGCUCAAUCAGAUACGAUCAUUGCCAUCGACAUCAAAGGCAAAGGCAGCUACGACGCAGAUAUCAGAGCUCGAGCUUCUACCGGUCCAUGUGCAAUAUCUUUCUCAGGUGCCAGCGCCAAUAUCUUCGGCAAAAUUGUCAGAAGUCAUUGCAAACAUCCGGACAUCACUUUCACGCAACUUGCUUCAACAUCUGCUACCUCGUGAGAAGAUAGUCGAGACUCUAAAUGUACUGUAUCAGUUCUUCCUUCUUGGCAGGGGCGAGUUCGCGAUGGUCUUGAUAGCAGAGGCUGAUGAGAAGUUAUCAUCUCGACAUCGUGGCCCACAGUCAGCCAAAUCUGGACCAUCUAUCAAAAGCCUAUUACUAAAAGAAGCCGAGAUAAAUCAAACUCUAGCACGGUCACUGUCAGUUCUGUCAACUCUGGGUGGCGAAGACGACCACAUCGAUGAUAUCCUGGAUGCCGCAUCAGAUGUCUUACAUCUUGACGUGCACAGUGCAUCAGGUCAUCGCCCUGGUACACCUGGUCGUGCGAAAGACGUCGAGUCCGCGUUACCGCAAAUUCCGAAUAUGUCGUUCGAUGAGCUAUUGUUGUCAGUGCCUGUCUCUCUUGGCAUGGACAUUCUAUCGCCUCUCGAUUUGUUCAUCACCAAGGCCGACGUAGAUGUUUACUCGUCAAUCAACAACUACCUACUCGCUAUCAGACGUGCCCAUCUCCACUUAGCUCAACUGUGGCGGCACAGUACAAUUCGGCGUGAUCAUCCUUGUCCCCCAGGCUAUCAGUACAGCAAUUCGUCACAUGGAAAGGCAAUACUCAAACGUCGGCGUCAGCGAACGAACCAGAGAUCACGAAACAUGCGGAAUAUCUGGGCGACGUGCCGCGCUGCCAUCUUCUUCUUAGCUGAAAGUGAGGCUUACUUUCAAGGCGAGGUGGUGCAAGAAUCCUUCAAAACAUUCUUGGACUGGGUGCAAGGACCUCGAAAACGACGACACGAUGAGACUCGACCGACAACGCCAGAUAGACCGCCCACCCGAGAACUGGGUGAAACGCAGAUUGAGAGCAGCGUGCAGCAGCAACAUGACCCAGAGGCGCUCGCUUUUGCACAUCGUCAUUUCUUAGCUUCUGUGGCAUACUCUCUCCUCAUUACCGACGGCAUUUUCACCAAAACGCUGCGCACUUUCUGCACCCAUGUGGAUGACCUCGUCGCACACAUUACGCGCCUCCAGUCAAUCCAGCAAAACCUCGAUCUUGAGGAAGACGAAGGCGUCGAAGAUUUCUCGCAGAACUACAAGAAGGAAGAAGUUGAUGUGAAUCUGGAGAUGAACCGCGCAAGAAAGAGACUUGACAGUGAUCUCAAAGCGCUCGUUGAGCGGCUGAGAGAGAUUGAUAGCGAGAGGAUCGGUGCGAGCGGACCACGACCCACGAAUGCUUUGAACCAUAGUGAGGGGAAAUACGAACCACUUCGAGUUGGUGGUAUCGAUCGACUGCUGAUGAAGCUGGACUGGGGCGUGGAGGAUGUUGAAGAGGAGCACGAAGACCUUCUGUAG
Ascochyta rabiei is the source of this 2289-nucleotide messenger RNA. RefSeq lists its product as uncharacterized. Bases 1 to 2289 code for a protein of 762 amino acids. Gene Ontology annotation, biological process: mitotic cell cycle; spindle assembly; cytoplasmic microtubule organization. Lineage: Eukaryota; Fungi; Ascomycota; Dothideomycetes; Pleosporales; Didymellaceae. The transcript has a single exon. Gene Ontology annotation, cellular component: gamma-tubulin complex; spindle pole; centrosome. The record is from RefSeq and is a predicted model, not a curated record. Gene Ontology annotation, molecular function: microtubule minus-end binding; gamma-tubulin binding.